AUGGGACACGCCCAGAUGGGCCACACCCAGCUGGGCCACGCCCAGAUGGGACAUGCCCAGAUAGGAAACGCCCAGAUAGGCCAUGCCCAGACGGGUCACGCCCAGAUAGGACACGCCCAGAUAGGACACGCCCAGAUGGGACACGCCCAGAUAGGCCAUGCCCAGAUAGGACACGGCCAGACAGGCCACGCCCAGAUAGGACACGCCCAGCCAGGCCACGCCCAGAUGGGACACGCCCAGAUAGGCCACGCCCAGAUAGGACACGCCCAGAUAGGACACGCCCAGAUAGGACACGCCCAGCCAGGCCACGCCCAGCCAGGCCACGCCCAGACGGGACACACCCAGAUAGGACACGCCCAGAUAGGACACACCCAGCCGGGUCACGCCCAGAUAGGACACGCCCAGAUAGGACACGCCCAGAUAGGACACGCCCAGAUAAGUCACGCCCAGACAGGUCACACCCAGCUGGGCCACGCCCAGAUAGGACACACCCAGACAGGCCACGCCCAGAUAGGACACGCCCAGCCGGGUCACGCCCAUCCAGGCCACGCCCAGGCGCACCUGGCGCAGGUGGGAGGGGGGCGGAGCACCUGGCAGGGAGUGCUGAUUGUACCUGGGGAAGGGGCGGGGCUGAGGCUGCAGGUGGCGGAGGUGGCGGGUGUGACAGGUGUCACUGGUGUCACUGGUGUAGGUGUGACUGGUGUCACUGGUGUAGGUGUGGCAGGUGGGACAGGUGUCACUGGUGUCACUGGUGUAGGUGUGACUGGGGUGACAGGUGUAACUGGUGUGACAGGUGUGGGUGUGACUGGUGUCACUGGUGUGACAGGUGUGGGUGAGGCAGGUGUGACAGGUGUAACUGGUGUGGCAGGUCUGGCAGGUGGAACAGGUGUAGGUGUGACUGGGGUCACAGGUGUGACAGGGGUGACAGGUGUCACUGGUGUCACUGGUGUAGGUGUGACUGGUGUCACUGGUGUCACUGGUGUAGGUGUGGCAGGUGUGACAGGUGUUACAGGUAUGGGUGUGACUGGUGUAACUGGUGGGGCAAGUGUGACAGGUGUCACUAGCGUAGGUGUGACUGGGGUCACUGGUGUCACGGGUGUCACAGGUGUAGGUGUGACUGGUGUGGCAGGUGUGACAGGUGUGGGUGGGAUAGGUGUGGCUGGUAUAGCUGGUGUGGGUGGGACAGGUGUGACAAGUGCAGGUGUGACAGGUGUGGCAGGUCUGGGUGUGACAGGUGGGACAGGUGUGCAGCUCCAGGUGUUGCCAGCAGCCCCAGAGGUGACCAACGUGCAGGUGCAGGCCAGGGAGGUGACAGGUGUGGCAGGUGUGGGUGUGACAGGUGUCACAGGUGUGACAAGUUUGGGUGGGACAGGUGUGACUGGUGUAGGUGUCACAGGUAUGGGUGUGACAGGUGUCACAGGUGUGACAAGUUUGGGUGGGACAGGUGUGGGUGUCACCGGUGUGCAGCUCCAGCUGCUGCCGCUGCCCUCGGAGGUGACCAAUGUCCAGCUCCAGGCACUGUCACCACCCCCCCAGGUGACCAAUGUCCAGCUCCAGGUGCUGCCACCCCCACCUGAGGUGACCAAUGUCCAGCUCCAGGUGGUGCCACCACCCCCAGGUGUCACCAACGUUCAGCUCCAGGCACUGUCACCACCCCCCCAGGUGACCAAUGUCCAGCUCCAGGCCACCGAGGUGACCAAUGUCCAACUCCAGGUGGUGCCACCUCCACCUGAGGUGACCAAUGUCCAGCUCCAGGUGGUGCCACCUCCACCUGAGGUGACCAAUGUCCAGCUCCAGGUAGUGCCACCUCCACCUGAGGUGACCAAUGUCCAGCUCCAGGUGCUGCCACCUCCACCUGAGGUGACCAAUGUCCAGCUCCAGGUGGUGCCACCUCCACCUGAGGUCACCAAUGUCCAGCUCCAGGUGAUGCCACCACCUCCAGGUGUCACCAAUGUCCAUCUCCAGGCAGGUGAAGUGACCAAUGUCCAGCUCCACGUGGUGCCACCCCCGCCUGAGGGGACCAAUGUCCAGCUCCAGGUGGUGCCACCCCCACCUGAGGUGACCAAUGUCCAGCUCCAGGUGGUGCCACCACCCCCAGGUGCCACCAAUGUUCAGCUCCAGGUGCUGCCACCCCCACCUGAGGUCACCAAUGUCCAUCUCGAGGCCACCAAGGUGACCAAUGCCCACCUGGACCCCAUGGAGGUGACCAGUGUCCACCUGGGAGCUGCUGAGGAGGUGCUCGAUGUCCCCCUGGAGGUGCCCGAUGUCCACCUGGAGACCACGGAGGUGACCAACGUCCACCUGGAGGUGUCCAGUGUCCACCUGGAGACAUCAGAGGUGCCCAGUGGUCACCUGGAGACCACAGAGGUGACCAAUGUCCACCUGGAGAUGUCAGAAGUGGCUUCUGACCACCUGGAAGCCACUGAAGAGGUGACCAGUGCCCACCUGGAGGUGACCAAUGCCCACCUGGAGGUGACCAGUGCCCACCUGGACAUUUCAGUGGUACCCAGUGUCCACCUGGAGGUGACCAGUGCCCACCUGGAGCUGACCAAUGCCCAUCUGGAGGUGACCAGUGCCCACCUGGAGCCCCCCAAGGAGGUGACCAAUGUCCACCUGGAGGUGACCAGUGCCCAUCUGGAGACCACAGAGGUGGCCAAUGCCCACCUGGACAUUGCCCACCUGGAGGUGCCCAGUGCCCACCUGGAGGUGACCAAUGCCCACCUGGAGGUGACCAGUGCCCACCUGGACACAUCAGAGGUGACCAAUGCCUACCUGGACACACCCUGAAGGUGACCAAUGCCCACGUGGACAUGUCAGAGGUGCCCAGUGCCCACCUGGAGGUGACCAGUGCCCACCUGGACACAUCAGAGGUGACCAAUGCCCACCUGGACAUACCUUGGAGGUGACCAAUGCCCACCUGGAGGUGACCAAUGCCCACCUGGACACAUCAGAGGUGACCAAUGCCCACCUGGAGACCACAGAGGUGACCAAUGCCCACCUGGAGGUGACCAGUGCCCACCUGGACACAUCAGAGGUGACCAAUGUCCACCUGGAGGUGACCAAUGCCCACCUGGACACAUCAGAGGUGACCAAUGUCCACCUCUCACCUGUGCCCACGUGAGGG
This is a messenger RNA of Malurus melanocephalus (red-backed fairy wren), 3124 nucleotides long. Its product is annotated as serine/threonine-protein kinase WNK1-like. NCBI's taxonomy places the organism in Eukaryota, Metazoa, Chordata, Aves, Passeriformes, Maluridae. The coding region runs from base 1 to 2787 and encodes 928 amino acids. Gene Ontology annotation, molecular function: microtubule binding; actin binding. Gene Ontology annotation, cellular component: actin filament; cytoplasm. Gene Ontology annotation, biological process: actin filament polymerization. The record is from RefSeq and is a predicted model, not a curated record. The transcript has 4 exons.